AUGUCAGACUUUAUGGAUAAUCCUUUUCCAAUGGAUGAGGAGAUGCCGCAAAAGAAAGAUCCAAUACCGUCUUUAGAAUUAUCAUUGCCAAUACCGGAUGGGAUUCAAUUACUGAACGAUAUAACUCCACAGUAUCCGACACCACCAAAUAUUCAAUACGACAAUAAAGUGAUACGAUCUAAGUUGGAUCAAUUAAAGUUAGAAGAGAUUAAUACGACCAAUGGUACGAAUACUACGACUGAAGAGGAAGGAGAGAAAUAUGAAGAAGAUAUUGAUGAUAAGUUAGACAUGAAAUUACAAGAUAAAUUACAACAGGAAUAUGAACAUGAUUCAAAUAACAGAGAACUACAACCGUUAACACCUCCAGAAAAUUUUGCUCCUGUUAUCAAUCAAAUUUAUAGAUCGUCAUUUCCACAACCAAAUAAUUUCACUUUUCUUAAAAAGCUAAAAUUGAAAUCAAUACUAUGUCUUAUUCCAGAAGAUUACCCACAUUUGCAACAAGAAUUUAUUAAAAAUGAGAAUAUAAAACUAUUUCAAUUAGGGAUGUCUGGUAAUAAGGAACCAUUUGUUAAGAUAUCAUCGGAUUUAAUCACAGAAGCUGUGAAGAUUGUGCUAAAUCCCGAAAACCAACCAAUCUUGAUACACUGUAAUAGGGGCAAACAUAGAACAGGGUGUCUCGUUGGUGUAAUUAGAAGAUUACAGAAUUGGUCAUUCACUCUUAUUUGUGAUGAGUAUAGGAAAUUUGCUGCUCCAAAAGAGCGUCCCAUGGAUCAACAGUUUAUUGAGCUUUAUGAUGACACAGAGAUUUUGAAAUAUUGUCAAGAGAAUUGCUUAUUACCAUUGAAAUGGGAUUAA
Candida tropicalis MYA-3404 is the source of this 855-nucleotide messenger RNA. It is a transcript of the gene SIW14, whose product is annotated as putative tyrosine protein phosphatase. Gene Ontology annotation, biological process: protein dephosphorylation. The transcript has a single exon. The coding region runs from base 1 to 855 and encodes 284 amino acids. Gene Ontology annotation, molecular function: phosphatase activity; inositol diphosphate tetrakisphosphate diphosphatase activity. Gene Ontology annotation, cellular component: cytoplasm. NCBI's taxonomy places the organism in Eukaryota, Fungi, Ascomycota, Pichiomycetes, Serinales, Debaryomycetaceae. The record is from RefSeq and is a predicted model, not a curated record.